AAACACGGCAAGCGCUGAUGUGUGCAUGCCACUAGCACAGGCGGAGCUGGGCGCUAAUCGGUUUUUUUAGUCGAUUGCCUUCGUUUGCAACUAACUUAAUUCUAUAGCUAAUAAUUUCCAGUGUUUUUACGAACACUAUUUACCACGCAUCCACUUACAAACAGUAAUCACUAAGGCCAGUAAAACAUUUAACUGCCGGUUCGGCAUUAUUUAUGCUAAGCUGCACACGUUCACUAAGCUAUUUGAAGAAAAUGAUUCCAAAAGUUGUAUUUGUCCUGGGCUCACCUGGUGCUGGCAAGGGCACACAAUGUCAAAAUAUAGUCAAGCACUUUGGUUACAAGCAUCUAUCAGCUGGUGACCUGCUCAGGGAAGAGAUGUCUAAGCCCAACUCAGAGUUUGGUGAAAUGAUAGACAGCUAUAUAAAAAAUGGCAAAAUAGUACCAGUAGAUAUCACUUGCUCUUUGCUAGAGCGAUGCAUGACACAAUCAGGCAAUGAGUACUUUCUUAUUGAUGGUUUUCCAAGAAAUCAGGACAACCUGGAUGGUUGGAACAGAAGAUGUAAUGAUAAAGUCAAAUUACAAUUCAUUCUCUUCUUUGAUUGUUCUCUAGAGAUCUGUACAGACAGAUGCCUGAGCCGCGGCGCUGCAGGUAGUGGCAGGUCCGAUGACAACAUGGAGAGUCUUAAAAAACGCUUCAAUACGUAUCAGAAUGAAUCAAAACCAAUAAUUGAGCACUAUGAGCAGAUGGACAUGGUGAGGAGGGUUGACGGUAAUCGAUCACCGGAUGAGGUCUUCGCCGAUGUGAAGAAGAUCUUCGAGAAGUCAAUGGCUGAGCCACAAGCGUAAACCAAAGCUACAUAGGGUACCUAUCAUCAAACAAAAUGGUGUUAGCAACAUUCCUGAUGUUCUCAUUCCAAAAAUAUCUGUUACCCAUAUAACUUGCUUUUAAUCAAUUCAGAAUUUACAAUAUGUAUCAUGGAUUAAAUGAAUUUAGCCUAUAUAUAUAUAUAAAUAUAUAUGAUGUCAAUGUAAUCUAACAUCAGGAACGUGUAAAAAGACAAAUAAAUCAGAUAUAAUUAA
Molecule: messenger RNA, 1079 nt
Organism: Dalotia coriaria
Lineage: Eukaryota; Metazoa; Arthropoda; Insecta; Coleoptera; Staphylinidae
Gene: Dak1
Product: cytidine/uridine monophosphate kinase Dak1
Exons: 4
Coding region: 213-845 (210 amino acids)
Biological process (GO): UDP biosynthetic process; CDP biosynthetic process; 'de novo' pyrimidine nucleobase biosynthetic process
Cellular component (GO): nucleus; cytoplasm
Molecular function (GO): UMP kinase activity; ATP binding
Source: RefSeq, a predicted model, not a curated record